AUAAUUUAGUAGUUUCAACACUUUCAACUCUCUCUCUCUGUAAGUAUAUUGUCAGCUCUACUCUGAACUCAUUCUAAUUGCACAACUAAUUAUCUAGAAACCUCUCUCUUUCUCUCUCUUGACCCUAAACAUGGAGGCCGAACAAAGAGUUUCCUUGACCUUGCCUCUUGUGUCUGACGAUAAGCAUGGGAAUAAUAAUGGACUAAGUAGCAAGCUAGAAGAAGUUGAGUCAAACCAUCCUCAAGCCACUACAAGUUCCACCUCUUUCUUCAAAACCUGUUUCAAUGGAUUAAAUGCUUUAUCAGGAGUUGGUAUACUCUCAGUCCCAUAUGCACUAGCAACAGGAGGAUGGUUAAGCUUGACACUAUUCUUUACCAUAGCUACGGCAGCCUUCUACUCUGGCUUGUUGAUUAAAAGGUGUAUGGACUAUGAUUCCAACAUCAGAACUUACCCUGACAUUGGAGAGAGAGCAUUUGGAAACAAAGGAAGAAUGAUAGUCUCUAUUGCUAUGUACACUGAGCUCUACUUAGUCUCAGCAGGCUUCCUAAUUCUAGAAGGUGACAACUUGUACAACCUGUUUCCGGGAGAUGGCUUAGAAAUAGCAGGGCUUACAAUUGGUGGGAAGCAGUGCUUUGUGCUGAUUGUAGCUCUUGUUAUCUUACCAACUGUAUGGUUAGACAAUUUGAGUCUUCUUUCUUAUGUCUCAGCCAGUGGGGUGCUAGCUUCUGCUAUCAUUCUCUUCUCCAUUGUGUGGACGGGGGCUUUCGAUGGAGUUGGGUUUCAUCAAAAGGGAACACCCAUUAAUUGGAGUGGAAUCCCUACUGCUAUGAGUUUGUAUGCCUUCUGUUAUUGUGCUCAUCCAGUUUUCCCUACUCUCUAUACUUCCAUGAAGAACAAACACCAAUUCUCUAAUGUCUUGCUUCUCUGUUUCAUUAUCUGCACAGUUGGCUAUGCAUCAAUAGCUGUUUUUGGGUACUUAAUGUUCGGGUCAGGAGUACAAUCACAGAUCACUUUGGAUCUUCCAACAGGGAAACUCAGCUCAAGAAUAGCCAUAUACACAACUUUGGUGAAUCCCAUUGCCAAAUAUGCUCUAAUGGUGACACCUAUAAUUGAUGCUGUCAAAAAUGGAUUCCCAUGUUUUCUAAACAAGAAACUCUUUGGUAUAAUAAUUGGUACAGCUUUGGUAAUCAGCAGUGUCAUAGUAGCUCUUGUUGUGCCAUUUUUCGCAUCCCUCAUGUCAUUGGUGGGAGCAGUUUUGAGCUUGACAGCUUCGAUCAUAAUGCCAUGUUUAUGCUACUUGAAGAUUUCUGGUAUUUACAGAACAUUUAAUUGUGAAUUGGUUUUUUUAGUGGUUAUGAUAUUAAUGGGGGUUGUUUUUACUAUUAUUGGAACUUACACAUCUGUACUAGAUAUUUUAGUGAAUUUGCAAAUGUGAAGAGUUAUAUUCUAUUUGAAUGUAUAAAUUGAGAUUAUUUUUCUCUGGAA
This is a messenger RNA of Humulus lupulus (European hop), 1485 nucleotides long. Its product is annotated as amino acid transporter AVT1I-like. The record is from RefSeq and is a predicted model, not a curated record. Bases 131 to 1435 code for a protein of 434 amino acids. Gene Ontology annotation, cellular component: plasma membrane. The transcript has 3 exons. Lineage: Eukaryota; Viridiplantae; Streptophyta; Magnoliopsida; Rosales; Cannabaceae.